UUGUAUAUUCCAAUAAAUACAGUAUACCGCAGUAAAGCGCGCUCUUAAGGCUUGAAUUGGAACAUGUUUUGAUGCUAGAUGUUUAGAAAACUCUUAUCACUUUUCCCGCCUAAAAUACUCAGUAACAAGUUUGUUGUAGACAAGUUAUUGUCAAAUUACUUGUUAUUGGCUGUUGGUCAUAAUAAGCAAUUGUUCAGAUUCACGGAACAUUCGCAGUUUAGAUUCAAGUAUCUUCAUAAUACUAUGCCUCCUAAAGGAAAAAAGAAGGUUGAAAAGGAAGAGGUCCCAGAUCAUGAAUUAAGUGAUAGUGCCAGUGAUAGCGAGCCAGAAGCCAAAAAAUCUAAAGCCAAACCCAAGCCAAAACCUAAGAAAAAUGAAGAUAAGAAAGAACGAGGUACCAAACGGAAAAAAGAAGACAAACAAGAGGGUCCUGCUAAAAAGACAAAAGUGGAGCUUACAAAACCUGAUCUCAAAGAUCUGAAUUUUGACUGCGAUAAAUCAACUCCAAAUGGAGAAAAAUGGAAUUUUAAAAUUACAACCUGGAAUGUUGCUGGAUUACGUGCAUGGCUUAAGAAAGGAGGUAUCGAUUAUGUUAAAAAAGAGGAUCCUGAUAUUCUUUGUCUUCAAGAAACUAAGUGUCGUGAAGAUCAAGUUCCUCCUGAAGCUAAACUUCCAGGCUAUCACAUGCAUUGGGUUAAUGGAGUGAAAGAUGGUUAUGCUGGUGUUGCCUUGUAUUCCAAAAUUAAACCUAUUAGUGUCGUUAAAGGAUUGAAUAAUAAAGAGCAUGAUACUGAAGGAAGAGUUAUAACAGCGGAAUAUGAUCAAUUUUAUUUAGUUACUACUUAUGUUCCUAACGCUGGUCAAGGGUUGAAAACUUUACCUAAACGUUUGAAAUGGGACGAAGAUUUUAGAAAUUACUUGAAAGAAUUAGAUGCCAAGAAACCUGUCAUACUUUGUGGUGAUUUGAAUGUUGCUCAUACAGAAAUUGACCUGGCAAAUCCCAAAACAAACACCAAAAAUGCUGGUUUUACACCAGAAGAAAGAGAAGGUAUGACUGAACUCUUAAAACAAGGCUUUGUUGAUACGUUUCGACAUCUUUAUCCCGAUUUGACUGGAGCCUACACUUUUUGGGCUUAUUUUAAUAAUGCCAGAUCAAGAAACACUGGUUGGAGACUGGAUUACUUCAUUUUCUCAGAAAGAUUUAUGCCCAAUUUAUGUGACAAUGUAAUUAGAAAUCAAGUUUAUGGUAGUGAUCACUGUCCUGUUACACUAUUUGUAUAUAUUUAGGUUUUGAAAAUUAAUGACAGUAUUUUUGUCCACUUUUUUUUAGUUACCUGUUUUUGUCUGUAAUUAUUUUAUGUGUAAUUUUUACCUUAAUAUUAAAAGUUGAUUGUUUCCUCCUUUGUUUUAUUUUUCUAAUUGUUCUAUUUAUCCUUACUAUGUACUAAUUUUACCUUAUAGCGAUUUACUAACAGCUAUAAUUAAAAAUGCAAUUUGCAUUUUGACAAAUAAUUGUAAAGACUAUAAUACAUAUCCUAUAAUCUCCUUUCAGGCAUAUGGAGUUCCCCAAUUCCUUUCCUAUCACUAUGUGACUGAAUUAAUUAUUAUAUAUAUUUAUCUGUUCCCUUCAUAAAAGUUUUAGGCUGUUAAAAUUAGGAGUUUUGGGUAUGGGUUGACC
Nezara viridula (southern green stink bug) is the source of this 1678-nucleotide messenger RNA. NCBI's taxonomy places the organism in Eukaryota, Metazoa, Arthropoda, Insecta, Hemiptera, Pentatomidae. The record is from the annotation of a GenBank genome assembly.